Lynx canadensis (Canada lynx) is the source of this 4709-nucleotide messenger RNA. RefSeq names its product ENAH actin regulator (gene ENAH). NCBI's taxonomy places the organism in Eukaryota, Metazoa, Chordata, Mammalia, Carnivora, Felidae. Gene Ontology annotation, molecular function: SH3 domain binding; profilin binding. Gene Ontology annotation, biological process: axon guidance; actin polymerization-dependent cell motility; actin polymerization or depolymerization. The record is from RefSeq and is a predicted model, not a curated record.
CGGAGGAGAGGCCUGGCUCGCGCCACCCCGCGUCCCCGCCGCCGGCACCAUGAGUGAACAGAGUAUUUGUCAGGCAAGAGCUGCUGUGAUGGUUUAUGAUGAUGCCAACAAGAAGUGGGUGCCAGCUGGUGGCUCGACGGGGUUCAGCAGAGUUCACAUAUAUCACCAUACAGGCAACAACACGUUCAGAGUGGUGGGCAGAAAGAUUCAGGACCAUCAGGUCGUGAUAAACUGUGCCAUUCCUAAAGGGUUGAAGUACAAUCAAGCUACACAGACCUUCCACCAGUGGCGAGACGCCAGACAGGUGUAUGGCCUCAACUUUGGCAGCAAGGAGGAUGCCAAUGUCUUCGCAAGUGCCAUGAUGCAUGCCUUAGAGGUGUUGAAUUCACAGGAAACAGCCCAGAGCAAGGUUGCUGCUACCCAGGACAGCACUAAUUUGCGAUGUAUUUUCUGUGGUAAGCAACAUUAUGGGCCAACAUUGCCUAGACAAAAUUCACAGCUACCUGCCCAAGUUCAAAAUGGCCCAUCACAAGAAGAAUUGGAAAUUCAAAGAAGGCAGCUGCAAGAACAGCAGCGGCAGAAGGAGCUGGAGCGGGAGCGCGUGGAGCGCGAGCGCGUGGAGCGCGCGGAGCGGGAGCUGGAGCAGGAGCAGCUGGAGCGCGAGCGGCUGGAGCGGGAGCGCGAGCGGCAGGACCGGCUGGAGCGCGAGCGGCUGGAGCGGCUCGACCGCGAGAGGGAGCAGCGGGAGCAGCGGGAGCAGCGCGAGCGGGAGCAGCGCGAGCGGCAGGAGCAGCGGGAGCGCGAGCGCGAGCGCGAGCGGGAGCAGCGCGAGCGGCAGGAGCAGCUGGAGCGGCAGGAGCAGCUGGAGUGGGAGCGCGAGCGGGAGCGCCGGCUGUCGGCCGCCGCUGCCCCUGCGCCUGCCCCUGCGGAGACUCCUCUAAACUCUGUGCUGGGGGACUCCUCUGCUUCUGCAGGCUCGCAUGCAGCCUCUCAGCCGGCCGAGACUCCAGCCCAACAGGCGGUGUCUUUGGACCACCCCCGCACCUCCGCCCCACCACCGCCGCUCCCACCCGGCCCCGCCCCGGCCGCCGCAGCGCCGCCCCCCCACCCGGGGCCGCCGCCCCCCCCUGCCGCUUCCCCGCUGCGUGGCCGCCGCCCCCACCGCCCCCGCCCCCCCCUUCCCAACCAGGUCCCCCCCCCUCCUCCGCCCCCUCCCGCGCCCCCACGCACCCACGCAUCUUGAUUUUUUGCGGGAUCAGUGUCUGAAGACAAUCGCCCGUUGACGGACUUGCCGCUGCGAUUGGCCGGAGCAAAACUGAGGAAAGUGUCCCGGGUGGAGGAUGCCUCUUUCCCGAGUGGAGGGAGCACCAUCGGCGCGAACCCGCCUUGUCCAAAUCAGACACGGGUCCGCGGGAACGGACCCCUCCCGUUAGGGGGCAGCGGGCUGAUGGAGGAGAUGAGCGCCCUGCUGGCCAGGAGGAGAAGAAUUGCUGAAAAGGGAUCAACGAUAGACACCGAACAGAAAGAGGACAAACACGAAGAUUCCGAGCCCGUCACUUCUAAGGCCUCGUCGACAAGUACAACCCGAACCAGCAAGAAACCUUAAAGAGCGAAUACAGUGAAUGGCAGCAAGUCACCUGUCAUCUCCAGACCAAAAUCUGCACCUUCGUCGCAGCCCAGUGCCAACGGCGUCCAGACAGAGGGGCUAGACUACGACAGGCUGAAGCAGGACAUUUUAGAUGAAAUGAGAAAAGAAUUAACAAAGCUAAAAGAAGAGCUCAUCGAUGCGAUCAGGCAAGAACUGAGCAAGUCCAAUUCUGCGUAGAGAAGCAAGCCCAGGAGAAACAGGACCGUAGCUGGAGGAAGAAAAAAGACCCCUGCAAACAACAGCUGUUAACAACAAGCCCCUACGUUUUGUGAGCCGCGAGAAGAAAGUGGAUACAGAUGGUCGGGAGGAGGAGAGCCGGCGCACUUGUGAGCCUUCAGAUGCUGUUGCUCUGGCGAUCAGCGAUUUCCCUCCAGUUUGCUGCUUUCUUCUGACCUUUUCAACAGGAUGGAAGGGUCGGAUAAGAGUUCCCAUUUAACGGUUAUGCAGAAAAUCCUAAGCCCAUCAGGCAGAAUCGCCGUGCAUUGAAAUAUUUUCAUGUCAAGACAAAAUCGCACGUUUUCCACAACCCAUUGCUAAAAUAAAGAGGAGAAAGGCUUAAGAAGUUUGUUUUCAGAGAGUGCUGAUGAAGAAUUUAGCAAGUUACGCUAUUGUAUUGUAAAUGUUUCUCUCAGGUUUGUCUUCCUAUCACGUGUGAUGUUCCGUAAUUGAGGUCAGCCCUGUGGAGGUUAAGAUCCUAAAACGUGGAACAAAUGGAAUUGUACGUGCUUUCAAAGGGCGAUAUUUAUAAGAAAGUGUCCUAAAAAUGAUUUGUCUGGCUUGAGGAAUUUUAGAAUGAUAGGAAGUCUCUCGAGUUAGCCUUCAUGCAAUUUUGUAGAUUACAACAUAAAAUUCAUCCAGAAUUUAAAGAUUUAGAUGCCUUCCUAAAUUGUUAAAAUGCUUUACCAAAUCUAUGACUCCUACAUAACACACACCAGUGGUCAAAUGUAAAACAAUAUAUUGUAGAUUUACUGUAGGUUUUCAACCUUUUUUAGAUUUAUGCAUGUGGACAUUUUUAUAAUGUAAUUACAACCACCACAAAAUUAGCUUUUUUAAUUGCAAACAGUAAUGCAUGUCACACUAAUAUGUAGUGGCCUUUUCAAGGCCUGGUCCCAGGGAAAACAUUUUGUAGAGUGUAGGGGGUGGGAGGAAGGGAAGGAAUAAGUUUUCAUUUAAAGUUAACUUCUGCAUUGUCUUUUUUUCUCAAUUACCUGCAUGAAUAAUAAUGAGGAAUAUUUUGUGACUUUAAUUGGUAAAUAUGUUAGCAGAACCAAGUACUUAAUCUUUUACAUCAUGUCUUCAGCUGUUCGUAUUUUAGCUUCAGUAAUUUCAAUGGUCUGAAACAUUCUGAGCUUCACAUGAAUCACAUCAUACUGUGGGACUCGAAAACUCGAUCCCUGAAUCUGGCAGUUACUAUGACCUAGGUGCCCUGCAGUCGGACAGGUGUUCAGGUGCAUGUUCUGACCAGGAAAGCUGCUCUUGAAUUGUGUUGUGUGGAAACAUAAGAUGUGGCAGCGUCAGCAGCGACUGAGGUCACAGGCGUCAGUCACGCGGCAGCGGGGACCGGCGAGGGGCUCUGAGUAGUUCUCCGGUGACAGAGUGAGACUUGGGGUAGGAGGACGGGAUUAGAUCCUCUGCUGACCCCGACUCGGGUGUGUGUGCGUGCGUUCGUAAUCCACACCCUUCUCCUGGAAACUCACGAAGAUUAAAAUAGGGGAGACAUUCUGUAUGUUGCAAUGAUAGAUUUUUUUUUUUUUUUUUUGAAAAUUUAGGAAAUCAGAAACUCUCCAGGCUCUCUGUCUUGAUGUAUGCUUCAGUUACGUGCCAUACUUGCUUUGAAAUCUUUGAUUAUCUGAAGUUUCACUAAAGUUUUGAAGAAGUAAUCCAUUUUCAUCUGCUUUCUAGAUUUCGUAAUCUCAUUUGGGAAGACGGAGCUUGUCGAUAGUAUAGUUUUCUAAAGGCUGCGGAUUUGCCAUUACCCUUCCAAACGGUGUGAACGAGGGAGGUUUUUCCUACUUACGGUAGUUCCCGUUUGUGUAGAAACUGCGGUUUGACAUUAAUCUGUGAUGGGUGAGCUGUCCUCACUCAGGUCUGCGGUUGUGUUUUCUGUCCCUCUUCAUGGUCAGGCAGUAGUAAAGGCAUUCAAGAUGCGGCAGGCUUCUGAAGUACUGUUUUCUAGAAGAACUAGGAGGCAUUUUCAUUUUUAUUACUGUACUUUCGGUUAUGCAGACACUUCGAUGGUAUAAACGCUUAUGUCCCCUAUAAAUCUGGUGAGAAAUCACGUGAUUUUGUUGGUUGUUGGUCUCUAGUAGGAUAGGAUGCUGGGUGCACGUGGUCCAAAGUGAGAUAAAAGACUGCAGUAAAACGCUAGAUCUCAAAAAGGAACCGGUUUACGCGCUAACUGUCUCGUGCCUUUUGGUCUAACAUUAGCAGGAUAUCUGUGUAAAAUGACAGAAAACCAGUGUUGAAUCACGCCAUUUUCCAUCAUUUUGCAUUAUCCCGGAUUGCUAAAUGUGUUCUUUACAAGACGUUUGAUGAAAUCACUGUACACAUCCGCUGUCCUACGUGACAGUUUUGUCAUCGUUAGAGAUUUCAGUAACUCACGCGGGAAGUUCUCAGAGCGAUGUUCCUCGGAACCCCGUCAGACGACGGUUUUUGUGCUCUAGUCCACGGGCUGUCUGAAGCUGAGUGCAGUUCAGGGGUCCUUUCUAGUUACAGGAAGGCACUUCUUUCCUCAACACUGUGAUCUGACCCGUGACCAAUCCGUCCUGCGCGCUGUGUCAACGGCCGACGGUCCAUCGCAAACCAACUGAAUGUACACACCUCCCGCCGGUGCCGAGGUCUCUCCGGAACGGCUGUCCCGGUCGCGGUUCGUCCACACUUUGCCAGCGUCAAGUGUCCGUCGGAACCGAGGACGAAACACUAACGAAUGUUGGAUUCUCGUGCUUUAGGUGUGCUUCCUCUUUAGCCUUUUCGGUUCUCUGCCAUUUUUACCGUACUGUUUCAUUUAAAUUUCCUACACGCUAACUUCGUUUGUGUGAUUGAAAUAAACUUGCAGUAUAUA